Messenger RNA from Oncorhynchus mykiss (rainbow trout), 2968 nucleotides. The record is from RefSeq and is a predicted model, not a curated record. NCBI's taxonomy places the organism in Eukaryota, Metazoa, Chordata, Actinopteri, Salmoniformes, Salmonidae.
UUCUAGUUUCUGUGUGCCAAAUUAGUAAAAAGUUAAUAAUCGAUGUUUGAAAUAUUUGACCAUAUCAAGGGAAAAAAAGUAUACAAGAACAACAACAGGUUUCAGAGCUUUACUGUGAACACCUACUAAAUACUAUAGAUGUAUUUUAUAUAGUGCUUUCAUAAGAAUCUCAAAGUAGCUGGCAGGGAGCUGAAAGUUCAUGGUAGACGAUCUUCCCCAGCGGGAUGAUGAUGUAGUUUAGAAGAGUAGUAGCUUGAGUGGCCCAGGAAAUAUCCCAGCCAAUGCAGCAAUGCUGCUUUAAUUCACCAGGUGUCGCUAUUUCAUGCCACAAACUGUAUAUCCUUUCAGAUAAGUAAUUUUCUGUCAAAAUGAACAAUUAAUCAACUCAUUUAUUUAUACAUUUUUCCCAUAGGAAAAUAUAAGAUCUGAUAAUAAAAAGUGGGGGAAACAUGUGAGAUGGCUAAAACAGUAGGGCUUGUGUAAAAACAACUUUGGCUAUAGAAUAAAAUUUAAAUGUGAAAUGUAAAUAUUUGGUAGGCCAGUGUUCAUUCAAAUGACACUACACUUAUUUGACCAUAAGGUGCAUGGGAAUGUGUGAUGACGGUGCUUAUUUUACCACCGCGGACUGAAGGAACACGUUGUAGCCUACAGUACAGCACUUAACAACCACAACAAGCUUUAGAAUGUUGGGGGCAAAAGGCGCACAGAUGAACGUCUUACCUCACAAAGCCAACAAUGACGGAAUAAUGGAUUCUUGACCUGGUCUAGUCGAAGAAAUAUCUCUGCGCGUUGUCCACAUCCUCUCCACCUGACAACCACACACAAACACAGAACUGCAAAGUUGGCUGCUGUCCGGCGUCCAUCUCAAGUUCCGUGUUCAGUGGUACAGUGUGCGGUCAACAUGGAUGAAUUCCCCCCCAAAUUCAGCAAGGUGCUGGUGACACCUGAUCCGCAGUACAUACCGGGGUAUGCAGGUUACUGCCCCCAGCUGAAGUACCACCUGGGGAAGACCUACGGCCAGCUGACUGCCAAGCUGCUGUCCUCUCCGGAGGUGUCACGCUCACGUCGCCUAGUCCUCCACACGGGCCGCUUCCCCUCCACAGAGACAGACACGGGCCCGCGGGACGAGAACUGGAGGAGCCACCAUGGAGAACGCAGGAAUCUAGAGAGGAUGAUACCGGGCUACACUGGCUUUGUCCCCAAAAGCCAGAACUACUUCUCCCGUACCUACGCAGAGACGUGUCGCGAGGCACUGUCUGAGUUUGACCGAGACCAGCAGAGGAGGGUUCGUCUGGCACCAGCAAACAUACCGCUUGUCAGCAACACCACCAAUUCCGAGUUUAAACCUCGGAGACUGAGCCCCCCUCUGACGGCCAUCUCCAAAGAUCCAGACCCUUACGAGGCCCUGGACCCCUGGAAGCCCAAAGUGUCUCCUUACUUCAUGGAGGACAGCAGUCCACACAAGUACUUCAUCUCAGGUUUCACAGGGUACGUGCCCAAAUCUCGCUUCCUGAUUGGCACGGGCUACCCCAUCACCACCAACAAGGCCCUGGUCCAGUUUGGAAAAGAAAUGAGGAGUGACCCCACCUCCCUGCGUCUCCGUGGGGAGGAAUCAGGAGUCCUACCCCCCAUCCCCACAGUCUACCCAUCCCACCGGGGCCUGCUGCCCUCCUACACCGGCCAUGUUCCAGGACACAAGUUCAGGUACGGCCAGACCUUUGGGCAGCUUACCCACAAUGCCCUGGGGCUAAGCGGCACUCAGAAGAUAGAGGCCAGAGCUCAGUAACGGAGGAUCUCGACUGGUGCCAAAAUGAGCCAUGAUCAAAUCCACUGCCAAGCUCACAGAUUUCAGCAGACCUGGAGAAACAUGGAAAGAAGCAAUCAGGAGUUAGCUCAUUUAAUAUUCUGUGCCAUGCAGGGGGGUUAUCAAAAUGCCUGAGGGACUGACAUGAAGCAGAUUUGAUUCAUUAACCAGAAACAUCAGACACUGAAUAAAAAGGGUGUAUAUACAGAACCACAUGGGAACAUCCAUGAUUCAUCUCCCUUCCAUCUUGCUCUGGCUCUCUCUAAAAUGUCAGGUUACAUUCUUAAUGCAUAUUGAAUCUACCUACAAUGCUCUCCCCUGCCAAACAGACAGUACAUCGCUGUUCACGCUUUGCUUUCACAAGACAAUGUGCAUACAAGCAUGGGAUUGACAUUUACAUUGUUUGGUUAUAAUCAUGUGUGUCUGUAUUGUGACACUAAAAUAACAUACAUCUGUGAAUCAUAUAUCCAGCGUAUCAACAACACUGCACCCACUGCAACAAACAUAAACUGGAGCUUGCACACUCACAUACACACACACACACACUAAGUGUCUCAGCCAAUCCAAUGCAGGGAGAGAAAAAUAGGUCAUGUUUUAAAGAAACCCCCUUCAGGGUAUUGAAGGCACUGCUGCAGAAAGCUCUGCUGCUGUUCUCUUUAGAACCCAGCAGCAGCACAGAGUAACAGACAGUGUAGGAUUCCAGUUUCCCAUAAUGACUGUUCAGUAAUAAUCUAAUUACUCUCCAUCUUGACAUAACACUAGAUUACUGACACUGUCUACCCACCACACACAUCCUCUGAUUUAUACAUUGACAUCACACACAGUCAACAUCACAUCACACAAUCCACAUGAUAUGCUCUCAGCUCAAAACACACAUAACCCCAUUAACUUAACUCUGUUUUAUUCUACGACCCCCACAAGUUUCUUGGGACUUGUCUGAAGUCGGUACAGCCGACCCGCCAAUUUCUGUCUGUAGCGUCCGUACAGUUUUGGCUACACACUAACUAUGAGCGCUUUGUGUAAAGUUGAGAAGUACUGUAUAUAUGGAGACUGUUUAGUAACAGGGUUCAAAACAGUGGUGGAUAAAGUAUUAAAAUGUCAUUUUGUAGUAAAAGUAAAGAUACCUUAUAGAAAGAUAGAAAGUUACUCAAGUAAAAGUAAACG